Molecule: messenger RNA, 4181 nt
Organism: Salvelinus fontinalis (brook trout)
Lineage: Eukaryota; Metazoa; Chordata; Actinopteri; Salmoniformes; Salmonidae
Product: deubiquitinase DESI2-like
Exons: 5
Coding region: 1300-1899 (199 amino acids)
Biological process (GO): protein deubiquitination
Molecular function (GO): deubiquitinase activity
Source: RefSeq, a predicted model, not a curated record
GAUAUGUCUGUGUGAUGAAAGGGCCACACCAUCCGCGACUGUUGUUAACGAACUCAACUACUUCACCAGCUACAAUUCUCAUGGUUUGGCUACGUCCUAUUCCUGCGCUAUUGCUAGCUUUUACCACCACAGCUGACAAGACAAAAAUUAACCUUAAAACAAUACGGAAAUAUAUUGCCAGCUAUCUAUUUUUUUUUUGCAUUAUCGCCGCCUUUGAGAUAAGUGAUAUUCCGCGGUUGAUAUCCCGGAUUCAUCACACAGAUUAACCAGAUACUCGAGUGAUUAACCAGAUACUCGAGUGAUGCUCUGUUAAAAAGACUUGUCUUCAAAAUGGAAAUCAGUCGGUAGGAGGCAAGAUGAGGUGGGACCAUUCUAGCCAAUGAGAGGACAGAUCUCCGAUAUAAAGUUAUUUUCUUCUCUCAAAUGUUUCCGCGAUGUCACGUGUCCUACUUAUACCGGUACACUCUUUUAACAACUUAAGCAAUACGAAACUUCUAUUCGAUCAAAUAAGCCACACGUAGCAAAUAAACCAUUACUUUUUUUUGUUAACCAAAUUCCACACUCAUUGUAGGCCGUCAUUGUAAAUAAGAAUUUGUUCUUAAACUGACUUGCCUAGUUAAAUAAAGGUUUAAAAUAAACUUUCAAAAACGCCACCUGCUGGAUAAGACAGAUUUUGGGCCCAUUUCUCCAUCUCGCUUCGCCUCAGCCUCUGAUUAUCAUCAUCCUCCCAGGCCAGCUGUGCUGUUUUUCCAACUGCUGUUUUAGCUUGUCAAUGUACAGUCGAUUGAUCGCAGUUUAUGCGAUAACAGAGGCAACCGAAGGUUUGGUUUCCAGAGCCCUUAUUUUUCUUGCUUGGUAAUGGAAAUGGACCGUGUUUAACAGUUCUGCUAGUUCGAGCUAGCUAGUGAGCUAACUAAACGGAAUUGUGUGUGUGUGUGCCUGUGGUCUUUACAGCCAGAAAGCGAAAUAUAACGUUUCCCCCCCUUGAUAUUUAAUACCUUUUUUUCGACCUCUAAAGUCUAGAUAAUCGUGGCUUUGGAACGGACAGAAUUAUUGGACAUAAUGUAUUAUUUUGGCUGAGGCCAGAGCAUGACAGACUUUAUAUCCAUCAAUCAUCUGACCUGGUGCUUCUUCCAGUCCAAUACGCCGCGGUGUGAGUAGCCCAUCCGGGAAGCGCACAUUAAGCAGAGCACCAUUCUAUGCGCCUCUUGGGUGUCGGGGCGAGAGGUGCUAAGUAGUCCCAGAGCGAUUACGUCGGAGGGAGAGGACGACGUUGCCUUGCCAUCUCAGGAUUAAACCAUGGCUAAUGAACCUGUCAUCCUUAAUGUGUAUGAUAUGUACUGGAUCAACGAAUACACUUCCACUCUGGGUGUUGGAGUCUACCACUCAGGCAUUGAGAUCUAUGGCCGAGAGUUUGCGUAUGGAGGUCAUCCGUACCCAUUUAGUGGUAUAUUUGAAAUAAACCCUGGAAACACCCCUGAAUUAGGAGAGACCUUCAAAUUCAAGGAGGCUAUCGCUUUGGGCACAACAGACUUUGCAGAGGAAGAUAUGGAUAAAAUAAUGGAGGACCUGGGGACAGAUUUUAAGGGCAACUCCUACCAUCUAAUGCACAAGAACUGCAACCACUUCUCAUCCUCGCUGUCUGAGCUGUUGUGUGGGCGUGAGAUCCCUCGCUGGGUGAACCGCCUGGCCUAUUUCAGUUCCUGCGUGCCCUUUCUCCAGACCUGCCUCCCUAAGGAGUGGCUGACCCCCGCUGCCCUCCAGAGCCACAUCAGCAUGGGUCUCCACAAGGAGGAGCGGGAGGCCGGGGAGUCCAGCGACGACGACCCCAACUCAGCCUCCGGGACCGCCGGGGCGGGCAGCGGAUCCUCACACAGCUGUCGCCAUACACGAGUCUGAACCAAUAACUGUAGGGUCUGAAGAGAAUAGCCAAUAGGACUCUCUUUCAAUGACCUUUGACCUCUGAACUCUGGACCAGAAGGUCACCAGCUCACCCCUGCAGGGGAUGUAGUGAUAUAAUAUCUGUGGGCCUGACUGAAUAACCACCUGACCUCAUAGUACCACCCCUGAGAACAGAGACGGGGGACGGAUGAUUAGUUAGCCUGCUAGUACUAACUCAUGAAGCCGCCGGGGCCAGGGGACCUGCAAAAUCCCCUUGGAUCCUUUCUCUGGUUUUCUCCCUUGUUAGAGUACGGUAGAAAUAUUCUGAAGGAUUUGUUAUAGGUGUUGACAAACUAACUCAGAGCAUGGCAUGGCUCUCUCAGAUUGACCAGAGGGCUGGGGUACUUUCUAGUAUUUGUCUUUUUCCAGGAAUUUGUAAACCUUUGUCAGCCUUCAUCCCUGAUGCUCUCCUUCCAGAGCAGCUUCUUCUGUAGACUAGAUAUCUGACACCACAGAGAUGCACCCUAUGCCAAUUUUGGGAUGCCGACUAAGUAUCUCUCAGUCUAAGACUACUGGUAUUGUGGCAUUUAGCAGGAUGUUACUCUCUGCUAGUUUCAAGAGGUUCAAUAACUCCCUUUACUUGGCCUUCAGUUGUAAUCAUCAGCGAUGUUUGUUUUGUUGAUGUGUUAGGGGUAAGUUAAUAUGCUGGCUGUUUUUUAGAAGUUGAAGGAGCAGAACCCAAUACGGCGAUAUAUAUAUUCUCUGUUUAGGAGUAACUACCUGUGGGUUGUUUUGAAAUAGGACCUUAAAACGACAUUCUUAAGUGAAAACAAUGGAUUCGACAAGAAGUGAAGACAUCUAAAUUUAAUCUCUGAUCAUAUUAAUUUUAUCAUAUGAAUAUUUAUAUUAGGGUGUUAUUUGUCCAUAGCAUGGUCUCGUGCAUUGUUUAACAAGAUGGUGUCUGCAACCCCAUGUAAUUUGCCAAUUUACCACUAUCAUGAAUAACACUGUCAGAGGACUCUGAAAGUUGCAUUUACACUCGUUCUUCCAUGGAAAUCUUUCAUGAUGAAACUCAUAGUAACUGUUGAAUCGCAGGCCUUGGUUGACACUCCCAGCGGCCUUCCCUACUGCCUUCCCGGCUGAUUCCACAGAGUGAUUGAGUUGGUGUGUCGGGGCUGGCUUACAGUGGGAGCAUUGUGUGAAGGAAAAGUUUUUUUUUCUUUUUUCUAAAUGUCUUUUGAAUUGAUGUGGAAAUGUCUCUGAAUGAGUCUGAUUUACACAUGUGCUUCCUGAAACAAGGGGGAAGUGGUCCUACCAGUCAAAUCCUGGACUAGUGUACUACACUGACUACUAUUCCAUUUAAAAAAAACAUAAAUAAUACUGUUUCCAGACGAGACAGACAUGAGGAUACAUGUUAUUCACCCUUUUCUGUUCAUGCGUUUAUAAUGCUGCUCUUGUAAAUUCAAUAGUAUUGCCUUGUAAAACCCACUCCAUUGUAUUCCAUACAUAUUUCUGGAGAAUAAUAUUGUCCUUUCUCUUCUCCUUGAUUUACUGUCUGUCUGUCUGCCUCCACCCUUCUGUACCCCAUCCCCCUCUCAGGAAGGAAAUCACAUGACCUGUGGUUGUUACACAGGUGUCUCAUUACCAUACAUCAUCUCCAUGACAACUGGGUGGGGGAAAAACUAUUUAUUUGUUUAUACUUAUAUUUUUAAAUAAUCUAUAUUUGUAUUUAUUUUUUAAUGCGUAACUCCUUUUUUUGUUGUUGGCAUUAUCAGGAAGAUUUUUUUUCUUCUUGUUGAAAUGGGUUUUAUAGAGGUCAGUGAAUUGAACCCAUGGAUUUGAAAUGGGUUCUAUAGAGGUCAGUGAAUUGAACCCAUGGAUUUGAAAUGGGUUCUAUAGAGGUCAGUGAAUUGAACCCAUGGAUUUGAAAUGGGUUCUAUAGAGGUCAGUGAAUUGAACCCAUGGAUUUGAAAUGGGUUCUAUAGAGGUCAGUGAAUUGAACCCAUGGAUUUGAAAUGGGUUCUAUAGAGGUCAGUGAAUUGAACCCAUGGAUUUGAAAGGGGUUCUAUAGAGGUCAGUGAAUUGAACCCAUGGAUUUGAAAUGUGUUCUGUAAAGGUCAGUAUUCCAUGCUUUACCAUUGAAAUCAUUUGUUGACACUUUCUACCGAGAAGAACAGUCCGAUAACUUUUUCUAUUGUGUCAAUUUUAACCUCAAUUGGUAAUGUGCUUUUCCAUGAAUUGAAAGACGAUGCCACAAUUUUAAGAAUGGUAAUGGAAUAAAGAUACAAGAAUAACACCAA